AUGAGUAAAAAAAUCAUUUUGUCAGACGCACCACGUGAUAUUAGCACAUAUGUUGCGUCUUUGCCAGUUGACCAAAUACAAGAGGUGGUCACCAAGGUGGAGGACAUUAUCGCGGAUCUCAAAAAGAUCAAAUACGACCCCCGGGUGAUCAAGAAUUGGGAAUCGCUGUUUGCAAAGCUGAACGAUUCCGAUGGGGCGAAGACCUCUGCGACGUACAACGAACUUGUAGACAAGAUAUUAUUUUACAUGUCGCUGGCAAUUGCAAAAUAUUUAGAGUAUUCUCUCCAGGACCUUGUUAAUCGGGCCAGCCUGCUGAAAAUGUACCUUGACAGCAUGGAGUCGAUACCUUAA
Molecule: messenger RNA, 351 nt
Organism: Sphaeroforma arctica JP610
Lineage: Eukaryota; Ichthyosporea; Ichthyophonida
Exons: 1
Coding region: 1-351 (116 amino acids)
Source: RefSeq, a predicted model, not a curated record